Lachnellula hyalina is the source of this 1047-nucleotide messenger RNA. Its product is annotated as Zinc-type alcohol dehydrogenase-like protein. Bases 1 to 1047 code for a protein of 348 amino acids. NCBI's taxonomy places the organism in Eukaryota, Fungi, Ascomycota, Leotiomycetes, Helotiales, Lachnaceae. The transcript has 3 exons. The record is from RefSeq and is a predicted model, not a curated record. Gene Ontology annotation, molecular function: oxidoreductase activity.
AUGACCGCGAAACACUACAAACAAUGGCACCUCACAUCCCAAACCGGCAUCUCAAGCCUCGUCGCCCUCGAAACCAAAAUUCCUACAAACCUGACAGGACAUGAAGUACUGGUAAAGAUCCAUGCCGCAUCGCUGAAUUAUCGAGAUGUAGCUAUUGCAAAAGGAACACGAAAUCUAGUGAUAACACCGCACGUCGUUCCCGGCUCCGACGGCGCCGGCACAAUCCUCUCCACCGGCCCCUCCGUCACAUGCUUCACUCCCGGCGACACGGUACUCAUGCACAUGUUGCCGCACUUCCCCGCCUCUGCCUUCCCCACCAUGGCAGAGGUGUGCGGGGGCCUGGGACAGCAGGUCGAUGGCACGAUGCGGGAGUACGGCGUCUUUGACGAGAGCGCACUGGUGCGCAUGCCGGCGAAUCUGACGUUCGAGGAGGCGGCUACACUGGGCUGUUCGGGCUUGACGGCUUGGAAUGCGUUGUUUGGGGGCGGGAGGACCGUGGCGGAGGGAGAUGUUGUGCUGACGCAGGGGACGGGCGGGGUUUCGAUUGCAGCUUUGCAGUUUGCUCACGCAGCCGGCGCAACCAUCAUCUCCACCACAUCCAGCGCAGCGAAAGCCGCCCGUCUCUCGGCCCUCGGCGCAGCUCACACAAUCAAUUACAACACAACUCCCAACUGGGGCGAGGUCGCCAAAUCUCUAACGCCCAGUAGCAUCGGUGUGACCAACGUGAUCGAUGUCGGCGGCCUCUCCACAUUGUCCGAAUCCCUGAAAGCCGUGCGCGUAGAAGGGAUAGUGACAGCGACCGGCGUGCUGGGAAGCAAAGCGAAAGAGCCUUCCAGCUUGCUGGAUACGGUAUGGAGAGUUUGCUCGGUCAGAGGUAUAGUCCUGGGCUCGAAACGGCAGAUUGAGGAUAUGGUGAAAUUUAUUGAGGAGAAGGAUCUUAGGCCAGUGGUUGAUGAGAGGAUUUUUAAGAUCGAGGAGGUUCAGGAUGCGUAUCGGUGGAUUGAUGAGCAGAGGCAUUUUUCGAAGGUUGUGAUCAAAAUUGCAUAG